Messenger RNA from Girardinichthys multiradiatus, 1819 nucleotides. It is a transcript of the gene ctu2, whose product is annotated as cytosolic thiouridylase subunit 2 homolog (S. pombe). Gene Ontology annotation, cellular component: cytosol. Gene Ontology annotation, molecular function: sulfurtransferase activity; tRNA binding. The transcript has 16 exons. NCBI's taxonomy places the organism in Eukaryota, Metazoa, Chordata, Actinopteri, Cyprinodontiformes, Goodeidae. The record is from RefSeq and is a predicted model, not a curated record. Bases 189 to 1700 code for a protein of 503 amino acids. Gene Ontology annotation, biological process: tRNA wobble position uridine thiolation.
GGCGGUAAGGCACACCAAAAGCUGAUUGCCAACCGCCAAUAAACCGAAGAAGAAGACGAGUUGCGUUGGUUUGUAAAGCUACCAUCUAGAACAGGACCAUCUGCUCGGGUCGCUGGAGAGAACCUGGAUUCACGGCUUAUCUCCUGAGCUGUAAAUACGUCCAGCUGUGCUGCAGUCACGUCACGCUGAUGUGUCAGGUGGAAGAAGAGUAUCACGAGCAGCUGGAGCGCGUGGACGCACCUGGUGUUUCGAAAAAAUGUGCGAAAUGCAAGGAGGAGCUGGCAGCUGUGGUCAUCAGAGCAGGAGAUGCUUAUUGCAGGAGCUGUUUCAGAGAUAGCUUUAUCCAUAAGUUUAGAGCCAUGCUGGGGAAAACCAGAGUCAUCUUCCCUGGAGAGAAGGUGCUGCUGGCUGUGUCUGGGGGUCCUUCAUCCUGCUCAAUGCUCAGUCAAGUCCAAGAGGGUGUGAGUCAGAAUGCUCAUAAAAAGCUGCGGUUCUCACCUGGGAUUGUUUACAUCGAUGAGGGUGGCGCUCAUGGCCAGUCUAAAGAGAUGAAACUGAAAACAACAUCUGAGCUUUGUGAAAUGUUCAGAUCAACUGGUUUUCCCUUCUACAUUCUACCACUGGAGCAGGUUCUGGACCUUCCUGGAUCUGUUGUGGUGGCUCCUUCAUCACCGUUAGACCAACCCAGGUCUGCCUACAAAGCGGCUGUGGAUCUCUUCCUGCAGAGUGGCAGCGGCAGGACUGAUGUAAUGGCUCAGGAGCAGGAGGGUGUGUCACUACCUGCUAUCCAGGAGUCCCAGACACACUUACUGCAGCAGCUGAUCGGCUCAGCUAAAACACUGACGGCUAAACAAGACCUUUUAAACACCCUAAGGCAGCAUCUGCUGGUGCACACUGCUCGGACUAGAGGCUACAGUAAACUCAUGCUUGGAGACAACUGCACGAGACUCGCCGUGAAACUGCUCACCAGUAUAACACUGGGCAGAGGAGCACAGUUGGCCCAGGACACGGGCUUCUCCGACUGCAGGUAUGGUGAUGUAGUAGCAGUGAGGCCAAUGAGGGAAUACUCAGCUAAAGAAAUAGCUUACUACAAUCAUAUGUUCAAAGUGCCAUCUGUUGUCAUCCCAAGCCUGGACACAAAGACACCUGACAAGGCGAGCAUCCAGCGUCUGACCGAGAGCUUUGUCACCAAACUGCAGGCAGACUUUCCUUCUACUGUGAGCACAAUCUACCGGACCGGCGAGAAGCUACAGACCACCUGCAGGAGCUCCUCUGCUGCUGAGGGCACUGACCGAUGUCUGCUGUGUAUGUGCAACCUGGAUACAGUUGUAGAGGAGGCUUCAGCUCUCCAGGCCACACUGAUUUCAGAGCAGCUCUCUCAGAGUAAAGUCCCUCAUACCUCAGGCCAAAACUCAGUGAAACCAGAACCAACUGCUGCUGUUGGACAGUGUUGCUCCUCUGAAGGACCCUGUGGGGGGCCAGAAGGUGCUGUUGGCUGCUAUUCUUCUCCAAAGCAACCUGAGGCGGCCGAGCUGAGGAGCCUGCUGUGUUACAGCUGCCAGCGGACCAUCAGGGACAUGUCUUCUGUUCAUCAUCUCCCUCAUUAUGUUCUGUCAGAGGCUCACAGAAGGCAAACCUGGUCUGCGAUGAGAGAGCAGAUCAGUGAGUUCCUGCUGGAUGAUGCGGAUGAAAACGAUUAGAGGGAGAAGAUCAAACUCAAACACGGUUUAAUUUAUUUUUAUAUCAUGGUGAAACUUCUUGUAACCAUAAUUGUUCAAUUCUUUUUUUAUCAAUAAAGCAGAUAUUGUCCCAGAAUUUA